AUGCUUAAUAUCAGCUAUACCAAGAAUAUUGGUUUUUUAUUUUGGCAUAUGAAUAUCACCUGGACUGAGGUGAAAUACAUUUAUAUCUUGCUAUCUAGUCCUACAAAGUUUAGACUUUGGGCUCAAGUAAAAAUGUUCGAAAAUUCUAUUAGUUUUAUGCAGAUUGUUAAUGGUUUUAGUAAUUGGCAAGAGAAUCACCUUGAUAUACAUGAUAUUCUUAUUACCACUUUAAUACCUGAGAUCCUUACAACAUUUAAUAAAGGUUUAGAUGCCUUGGAUAUAUCUAUAGUAAUUUUUAACAUAUCUUCAAAAGCUUUUGCAUGCUCUAUUUGA
Molecule: messenger RNA, 333 nt
Organism: Phycomyces blakesleeanus NRRL 1555(-)
Lineage: Eukaryota; Fungi; Mucoromycota; Mucoromycetes; Mucorales; Phycomycetaceae
Exons: 5
Coding region: 1-333 (110 amino acids)
Source: RefSeq, a predicted model, not a curated record